CCGAGAUAUUGGUUUAAUAAGUGUUAAGGAUGUCAGCAUAAAUUAUCGCGUGAUUUAACACCUCUUGGGCGAUGCACUGUAUAUAAUGCUAGGCUUUGUUAGCAAGAAUCAGAUCAAAUUCAACUUCUGUGGACCUAACAUCUUUUGUACGAAAUAGAUUUACAGUGCUCUAAAACCAUGGCUGAUUCUAUCCAAGACAGUCAAUCUCGUUCAACGCCAUUGUGUACUGUGUCUCCAGGGUCAUCGAGUCGGUGUUCAACUCCAAGUUCUGCAACUUCCUCGUUGAUCUCACCGCUACCAAGUGCGAGUGAUAAUGAUGAUUGCAGCCGAGACGGCAGUCCGAGUCUUAGUAACUCAUCGUCCAGUCUAAACGGUGAUAGCAAAAGGAAGAGAAUUAAUAAAACCAGUCGUGCCCGACGAACCUCUUUCUAUGCCUACCAACUCACUGGACUCACGCAAGUAUUUGAUCAGGAACAGUAUCCCGACCCCGCUCAGCGCCAAAAAAUAGCAGAUGCAUUGGAGUUGGACUUUGAUACAAUCACGAGAUGGUUUCAAAACCGACGUGCUAAGUACCGACGCGACAGGAACAAUGUAGUAGCGGUGAAGGAGGAACCGGUGCAUGAAUCUGUCAUGCCAGUCGAAGAAAAAGAGCAAGGGACAACAACACCUCCACCACCCCCUGUCGCUUCUACAGUAAGCUCGUUUGCCAUGGAUUCGAUUCUCCAGCCUUCGCCGCCUAGUCGACCACAUUCUAUUAGUAAAGAAUCCUAUGCAGAAGAUGCAGAUCCGCCAGCACCCGGUGUUAAUAGUUACUAUGAAUAUCAUCCAUAUUAUUACCCAGCAUAUAUGUAUCACUACUACCCUGUUGUUCCUGCACAUUCUCAAGGCAUGGUUUCCCCCAAGACAAGAGGACCAAAUUCGGGACCACCGGAGCAACCUUUAGAUUUAAGUUGCAGUGAAAAGAAGCGAAAAUGUGACGACAAAGAAAACGCGGAGCCGGCAUCCAAAAGAAGAAAAGUAGUGGAAGAUUGCAAAUCGGAUUUUACGCCAACAAAAACAGAGAUUGCACCAGCAAUAAAAUACGGGCCACCACAGGAGACGUCAAAAAGAGACAGUAUGUAUUAUUCGAAGUUGCGAUCAAUGUACAACCCAUCACCAUACUACAAUCCAGUUGCGUAUAACUACGGAAAGUACCAAGAUAUUGUGCGACACGAUUUGGCCACCCCUGGAUUUGUUCCGAUGACGUCGACACCGGUACAUUCCUUAGAAUAUGGUAGACCAUAUGGUUACCAGUAUUAA
Saccoglossus kowalevskii is the source of this 1299-nucleotide messenger RNA. RefSeq lists its product as uncharacterized. The record is from RefSeq and is a predicted model, not a curated record. NCBI's taxonomy places the organism in Eukaryota, Metazoa, Hemichordata, Enteropneusta, Harrimaniidae. Gene Ontology annotation, molecular function: RNA polymerase II transcription regulatory region sequence-specific DNA binding; DNA-binding transcription factor activity, RNA polymerase II-specific. Gene Ontology annotation, biological process: regulation of transcription by RNA polymerase II.